Messenger RNA from Linum trigynum, 947 nucleotides. Lineage: Eukaryota; Viridiplantae; Streptophyta; Magnoliopsida; Malpighiales; Linaceae. The record is from the annotation of a GenBank genome assembly.
UCACGGCAUGUUCAUAACUAUUCAAUCAUGGUCUCUUACAAUGAUUUUCAAUUACAUUAUCAAUGUGUAUGAAAUGAACUAUUAAUGAUAUAUCCAUCAUUAAUAACAAUUUCAAUAUACUUAUUGUUGGGGGUAUUACUAAAGGGGCCCAAGAAGAGCUCAUUCAGGUGAAGGUAGCCCAAGGCAAUGGGCCAGGAGAAGAAGCCCAGAAUUGUUGGGGGCAUUAUUAAAGGGGCCCAAGAAGAGCCCAUUCAGGUGAAGGUCGCCCAAGGCAAUGGGCCAGGAGAAGAAGCCCGCAAAGCCCAUUGCACUCCAUGCAGCAUAGGCAUGGAGACAAAGCACGAAGGGCCAAAGAGGUCCAAGCUGGCAAGUGGUCCCACGCUUGUGGGCGCCUGCUAGCCGUCAGAAGCCUGACAAGGUGGUUGGGGCUUCUGACAGAAGUGAAGGUACAAAGCAUUUAAUGAGAUGGUGACGUGGAGGAGAUCCACCUCGAGCUCGAUGAGUAUAGAUAGGGGCAGUUAGUAACAUUUACACAGGUUGGACUCUCUCACUAAAACUUAUAGUUUCAUACUUCUCUCUCUAUAAUGGGAACUAACUUGAGCGUCGGAGGAUUAAUGGGCCCAGGCGCCCCCCUCAAUGUGUGUGUGUAGGUCAAGCGCCUAAGGAUUGGCUAGCAGGACCAAGGCGCACCAAGGAGCGGGCUUCAAGGUGAGGCGCCUACAGAGCGUUAAGCAGGAAUCGGGCGCUCAGAAGAUCAGGCUCCAAGGUGAGGAGCCUAAGGUGUGACCAGUAAGGCGGAUGUGUUUGGGCACAAACACUUAUCAAUUCUUCAGAAUUUACAUAUAAGCGUGAUAAUAAUUGCAUAUAAAUAGGUAAUAUCCAUAAUACAUGUUAUUAGCAAUUCUCUUCUCGAAAACUUGAUAAAGAUAUAAAAAUUAUCAAUGGUU